CUCACGUCUGAAAGAUCAUCCGCGGACCGAGACUCCAGGUGUGAAGUGCAUCAUCCGCAGCAUACAUAGGCACUGUCUCCGGCGACUGGAAGAACCGCGAGUGUAAGGAUAUUGCAGACCACGAGCCCCGACCACCGCGUUCUACCUGAAGCACACCACCAACGCCUCCACUCACCAUGUCAUCCUUGACCACUUCAAGCAAGCCUACGCGCCAGAAUCGCGACACUGUCCUCUCAGCACUCCCAUCCCCCUACCCAGGCGACCUCCGCUCCCAAAUCAAGUCCCAAGUCUCCUCCUCAUCAAGCAAGCUUCCACUGCUUGUAAUCCUCGAUGACGACCCAACGGGAACACAGACGUGCCACGCUAUCAAUGUACUUAUGACCUGGUCUAUCCCCGUCCUCCGCGACGCCUUCAACUCCGAAACAACGUCCAACAUCGGUGGCUUCUUCAUCCUAACAAAUUCCCGCGCCCUCCAUCCCCACGAAGCAGAAAACCUCAUCACAGAAAUAACCCAAAAUCUCCAAACCGCAAGUCAAGAAACCGGUAAAACAUUCGAAAUCGUUCUCAGAUCAGAUUCCACCCUCCGAGGACAUUUCCCUCUUGAAGCAAAUGCGGCAAGCAAAGUCCUCGGCGAAGCGGAUCUCUGGGUCUUGGCACCUUUCUUUCUACAAGGUGGAAGGUACACGAUUGAUGAUGUGCAUUAUGUAGAUGAGGAAGGGACAUUAGUCCCCGCAGGAGAGACGCAAUUUGCCAAAGAUGCAACUUUUGGGUAUAAAGAGUCGAAUUUGAGGGAUUGGGUUGUGGAGAAAUCGGGGGGAAGGAUUUCGAGGGAGAAAGUUGUGGGGAUUGGGUUGAAGGAUGUGAGAGAGGGUGGGCCGGAAAAGGUUCAACAAUUGUUGGAGGGGUAUGAGAAAGGGAGUGUGGUUAUUGUUAAUGCGGCGAGUGAGAGUGAUAUGGAUGUUGUGGUUUUGGGAUUGUUGAGGGCUAGUGAGAAGAGGAAGUUUUUGUUUAGGAGUGGGGCGGCGUUGGUGAGUGCGAGGUUGGGGAUUAAGCCUAUUCCGCCGAGGACGAGAGAGGAAUUGAAGUUGGAUCCGAACGUUGGAGGUUUGAUUAUUGCGGGGUCGUAUGUGCCGAAGACUACGGCUCAAUUGGAAGUUCUGGUUGAGAAGAGUGGUGAUAAUCUUACUACUGUCACGCUGGAUGUUGGGAAGCUACUUGAAUCUUCAGAUUCUGCAGAGCAGAUCGUGAAAGAGGCUCAGGCGACUGCUGCGAGCGAAAUUCAGAGAGGACGGGACGUUCUCGUCAUGACUAGCCGGAAGCUAGUGACCGGAGCUGAUGGCACUGAGAGUCUCAAUAUAGGAGCAACAGUGGCGAAAGCACUCGUGUCAUUCUUGACUGGACUGCAGUCGCGCCCUCGAUAUGUGAUCGCCAAAGGCGGCAUCACUUCGUCGGACAUGGCGACCAAGGGGUUGCAGAUGAAGAUCGCAACAGUUGUCGGACAAGCGGCACCAGGAGUACCAUUGUGGGAGUGCUUAGAAGAGACGUCCAAGUGGGCUGGCAUUCCUUAUGUUGUCUUCCCGGGCAACGUCGGCUCGAACGAGACUCUGUUCCAAGUAGUCGAUGGCUGGAGAGCUCAGUAG
Cercospora beticola is the source of this 1640-nucleotide messenger RNA. RefSeq lists its product as uncharacterized. The record is from RefSeq and is a predicted model, not a curated record. Lineage: Eukaryota; Fungi; Ascomycota; Dothideomycetes; Mycosphaerellales; Mycosphaerellaceae.